UACACAUUCUCACAGACACAGCGCAGUUGUUGGAAAUGUGCAAAUUGUAUCAAAAAUCCGCUCGAAAGUAAAUAAGUUGAGCAGCAGAGCCAGUGGAAAAUCGAGUGAAAUAAUCGGUGGCAAAUUGUGUGCAAAUGAAAAUGCCAAAAGCAUGCCCAAAGUACUGAAAGAAACGUGUGCAAUUUUGCAGUGCUUUUUGGCUGUGUAUAUCGGUGUGUUCGUGUAGUGUGAAAAGCGAAGAAAAGCCGGCUCAGCAGGAGGCGAACAACGUUUUCCAAACGCAUCACAUGUAAAUGAGAUGCCGUCGCGCCGGCAGCAGAGGCACCACCAGCACCAGCAAGCAAAACCACGCCGACAUCGCCUCCGGAAAUACCAGGAGCCGCAGCAGCAUCUGAUUAUCAAGUGAAGAGCCAAGCACUCCGUUCGAAACGAUAAAUAGCACAUAGCAGGAUAUAGGAUACAUUAUAGUCAGGAUAGUCAGGAUAUUCAAGGAGCAGCGGGACAACUGAUCUUGGGCAGCAGACGACAGGCAAGGAAAUCAUCGAGCAUUUCGGGCGGAGGACACACGGCGCGCAUUCAGGAUGAAGCGACGCAACGCGGAUUGUGGAAAACUUCGGCGGCCGAUCAAGCGCAACAAAAUCACAGAGGGAAUGUACGGCAGCACAACAGUUCUGUACAUGAAGUUUCUGAUCCUUUGGGCCAUCGUCAUGGUUGCCGACUUCAUGUUCAUGUUCCGCUUUGAGUUCUUGUGGCCAUUCUGGCUGCUCCUUCGCUCCGUGCACGAUUCCUUUAAGUACAAGGGACUGGCAUUCUCCGUACUGUUCGUGUGCAUAGCGAUAACGUCGGAUCUGGUCUGUUUAUUCUUCAUACCCGUUCACUGGCUGCUCUUCGCAGCGAGCACUUAUGUGUGGGUGCAGUACGUCUGGCAUACAGAUAAGGGUAUCUGUUUGCCGACCAUAAUACUCUGGAUGUUAUUUGUCUACCUGGAGGUGGGCAUAAGAUGGAAGGACAGUCGCCACAUGCCGCACUUGGAUCUCUGCCGGCCGUUCGCAGCGCACUGCAUUGGCUAUCCGGUUGUCACGCUUGGGUUUGGCUUCAAAAGCUACGUGGGCUACCGCAUGCGCCAGCGCAAGCAGCGCGAGGUGGCCAAGGACAACGAGUUCUACAUGCAGCUCCUGCAGCAGGCUCUGCCCGCGGAGGAGGCGGCUGAGGAAGCGGCUGCGGGGGCGACAGCCACAUCCAGCACCGUUGUCGUGGCCAACGGGUCUGCAACUACGCCGGCCCUGGUCGCGUCAUCAGGAGCAACUGCGGCGAACGGUGUUUUGGCCACUGCCACGCAAGCACAAAACCAUCAUGAGCAUCAUCACAGCGGCGGCGCCGGCGCCAGCAGCAGCAGCUCGAGCAAUAGUAAUCAUCACCAUCACCACCAUCAUAACAACAGCAGUGGCAACAGCGGCAGCAACCACAAUAGCAACAGUAGCAGUGGCGGCGCCAAGGACAACAGUACGAGCGAGAGUGCAUCGGGCGCCGCCGCGUCGUCCAUUGCAGCGUCUUCAGCAACAGGAGCAGCAGCAGCAGCAGCUGCAGCUGCGUCAUCAGCGUCCACGACAUCCGGCUCAUCGUCGUCUUCGGCGUCGACGGGCAAGCAGUCGUCGUCGUCAGCGGCAUCCGCGGCCACAACAGGUGCAGCAACCACUUCUUCCACUCCCGUCUCAGAUUUAUCUGCUUUGGCUGCAAGUCUGGCGACACAGCAGCAGCAACAUCAGUCGGUGGCGACAGCAUACCCGGCUACUUCUUCCGCCCGUUCUUCCUCCUCUACUUCCGAAGGUGUCGAUGCUGACGGUUGUUGUGGUGCAACCUCCAAUGGUCACGCUGGUGGUUCAAGGAACCAUCGACGCAGCAUGGACAAGGAUAAGCAUCGCAACAAGGGCGACGCUGCUGAUAAUGAGCACAACAAUGGAACGCGGCACGGUGGUAAAAAUAGCGGCAACAACUAUCACCAAGUCGAUAGCGCUGCCACAGCAACCGCAACAGUAACAGCUACAUCAAGUAAUAGUAAGGAUAAGGAUAAGGAGAAGUCAGACUGGGAUAGUGGCACAAGCUAUCCACAACAACAGCAGCAGGGGGGAAAGGAGAAGCACGAGAAAAAGGCUUUUAACGCUGUUCCCAACGGCAAUGCCAAUCACCUGGAAGAUGAAACGGCCAGUGUGGAGCCAACACCACCUGUUGAAAAGGCGCCUAAGGGUCGACGUAAUCGCGGCAAGAAGGAUAAUGCAGCAAAGGACAAUCACAGCCAUCAGCAGCAGCUGGCUCAGCAACAAAAGGAAAAGGACAAGGAGAACACGGCCAACAACAACAAUAACGACGCUAGCUCAGUAUCAUCUUCAGCGAGCUCCACCUCCAGCAAUGCCAUCGCGAACCUGGCCAGCAAGGUGGUCUCCAAGAUCUGUGAAACGUGUCUCAAACUGGAGGCCGAUGUGAAAAAGUAUCGAGCUGAAAUCAGCCAUAUGAAGCAAAUCGAAAACGAAUUGCGACAAAAGCUGGACGCCAAUCUCACCAGCAAGUCAACGCUGCAGGCCAAGCAGAAGGAGUGCGACGACCUGGAGAAGCGCAUCCAAGAGCUGAACAACGCCCGGCACGCUGAUAUGCUCAAUUUGCAGACAGUGGAGCGAAGACUAAACGAGGAGCGCCGCCAGAAGCAAUCCCUGGAUUCGCAGCUGUCCAACGAGAAGAAGGCUCGCAAGGUGGCCGAGGAGAAGGCGGCCCGUCCGGAGUGCAGUUCCCAGUGCAAGCAGCGGCGCCAGCAGAUGGAUGAGGAGCAAAAACGACUGCGCGGCGACCUAAAGCAGGCGGAGGAGGCGAAGCAACUUGCCGUCGAACAUGGACGAAAAGUGGAACAAGAGUACCGCAUGAUGGAGGCGAAACUGCGCAAUCGGGAAUCGUCCCAGCCUGAUCCCGAGAUUCUAUUGAAUGCGCUGGCUGCCAUGCAGGACAAGAACGCAACGCUGGAGAAGAAUCUAUCCGCAGAGACGAGAGUCAAGCUGGACUUGUUCUCGGCUCUGGGCGCUGCCAAGCGCCAGAUUGAAAUAUCUGACAACCAUCGUCGCUCCAAGGAGGAUGAGGUCAUCGAUCUCAAGGCAAAGAUUGCCCAACUUCUGGCCGUGAUGCCAGACAACUUGUGCAUGAACACUGGCCCACAUGGGCCGGCGAGCAGCAUUCUGCGCAUGAACGACACGCCGCCGCUGCAGUCGGGUCCCGGACCGUCCUCGCCCAUGCUCAGCCUGAGCGCUGCGCAGGAGUACCAACAGCAUCAGCAGCACCAGCAACACCAACAGCACCAGCAGCAUCAGCAACAUCAGCAACACCAGCAGCAUCAGCAACAGCAGCACCAACAGCAUCAGCAACAUCAGCAGCAGCAGCAGCAUCAGCAGCAGCACCAGCAACAUCAGCAGCACCAACAACACCAGCAGCAUCAACAGCAGGGUGGCGGUGGGCCUGUCUCCCAGCAGCAAAUGGUGCCGGUCAGUGUGGCGGCAGCCUUCCAGGUGGCUGCAGCCAACGCCGCUGCUGCCAACGGAAACGGAGGCUCAACGCUGGAUCCCAAUGCUAGCGUUUACACGCCGAAGAAUGGCAACAUGAUGGUGGUGUCGCCGGUGGGCAUGAACCCCAACGGUGCGGAUGCCUGACGCCAACAGCAGCAGCAGCAGCAGCAGUCCUUGACGUCAUCGUCGUCGUCGUCCUCGCACAUGCAUCUGCGACGACAAGUUUGAGAUUAUUAUACUUUAUAUGAAUUAGGGAAAAGAAACGCAAACAACCGUCGCCACAGCAAACGAUGAGCAGGCCGUAACCCGGUGCCGGUUCCAAGAAGAUGUUUGCAUACAAUAUCUGAAUGUCCGUAAUAUAAAUAAGCAGUUUCCUUUAAAAUUUAAUCACCGCCACAGAAGCGCAGGCAGCACUGAUGAAUGCAGCUCAAAACUGCUAAACAUUUCCCCUUCUACAGAUUCAAAUUGUUCAAUCCAAUCCGAAAUUCCCUCAAUUAAUUCGGCAUUCCAAACAGAAAUUUCCUUACAUAACUGACCGCCGUUUUAAUAUUCUCAGAUCAUUUAAAGCACUGUUUCAAAUCGGCUGCCCGCCACCACACCACACACCACAUACACAUUCAGUGAACUCCCUCUAACACGAAAAGUACAUGAUUACUUUAACAAGAUGAUUCGAGAACGAUAAGAACAGAACACAAAUUUCUAAAAAUAAUAACAAAAUGAAAAUGGCGAUUCGUAUAUUUUUUAAUUCAUGAAGAAAGCCAAGGAAGUACCCGCGAUAUCCUAUGUAAAAUGUUUUCUUUUUUUACCAAACGCUGUGACAGAGUUGGACCAACCGAAGUGAUGGCCUUGAUCUUGGGGAGACGCCAGAAGUUGUGCACGACCUCUGCCUCUUGCCCAACGAUUCAAUGGAAUAUUUUUGAAGUCUGCGCCCUUGAUUUAUUAUCUCAUUAAAUUAUUUUUGUUAUAAAACCUUAAAUGUAUGCUAUGAUUUAGAAACUAUACUUUUUGAAAACAAACAUCAAACGAAAAACGAUUUUCUUUUAAGUUUUAAUUUAUUUUUGUUUAGUUCUGCUGUUCCUAAGAAACAAAAAAUCGAAAACAACUAAGAGAAACGCUUUAGUUUAUUUACGCGAAGUGAAACGUCGACUAUUUUGUUUAAUAAUAAAGAAACCUUUCGCUGCGAGAAGCAAGUA
Drosophila mauritiana is the source of this 4735-nucleotide messenger RNA. Its product is annotated as macoilin. The transcript is spliced from 11 exons. Lineage: Eukaryota; Metazoa; Arthropoda; Insecta; Diptera; Drosophilidae. The record is from RefSeq and is a predicted model, not a curated record. Gene Ontology annotation, molecular function: microtubule binding. Gene Ontology annotation, biological process: neuronal signal transduction; chemotaxis. Gene Ontology annotation, cellular component: nuclear membrane; rough endoplasmic reticulum membrane. Bases 582 to 3686 code for a protein of 1034 amino acids.